This is a messenger RNA of Morchella sextelata, 996 nucleotides long. RefSeq lists its product as uncharacterized. The record is from RefSeq and is a predicted model, not a curated record. Gene Ontology annotation, molecular function: hydrolase activity; zinc ion binding. Bases 1 to 996 code for a protein of 331 amino acids. NCBI's taxonomy places the organism in Eukaryota, Fungi, Ascomycota, Pezizomycetes, Pezizales, Morchellaceae. The transcript has 3 exons.
AUGCUGAUUGGGCUCUGCGGCAGCAUUUGUGCGGGCAAACACGAGAUUGCCCACCACCUCAUCCGCAACCAUGCCUUUACAGCCCUCAAGAUCAUCCCUCCUGCCCUCCCUAACCCCUCUCCCACCAUACGCUCCACCUCCACGCUCCCCACUAUUCCCGAGCACGUCUUCCCGACCGCCCAUGCCCUCCUCGACUUCGUCACCAAGCGCUGGCGCGAGCCCUUCGUCACCACCGACAUCUGGGACGACCACAUCCUCGACGUCCUCCGCGUGCGCCCCUCCUUCAUGCUCGUCAGCGUCUCCGCCCCCCUCAUGACCCGCUGGCACCGCUACAACGCCCGCAACGCAACCCAAGGCCUCCCCCCCAUCCCACUCGACGAGUUCGCCGCCGCCUCCGACACACACCUCUACUCCCCGCACGGCCUCUCCUCCAUCGCCGCGCGCGCAACCCUCUCCCUCCUCAACCCCACCACCUCGAUCUCCACCCUCCACACCGCGCUACGCGCCCUCGACCUCACGAACCCAGAGCGCCUGCGCCCCUCCUGGGACGCCUACUUCAUGCGUCUCGCAUCGCUCGCCGCCCGGCGCUCAAACUGCAUGAAGCGGCGCGUGGGCUGCGUGCUCGUGCGCGGGCACCGCGUCAUCAGCACGGGGUACAACGGCACGCCGCGGCACCUCAAGAACUGCAGCGAGGGCGGGUGCGGGCGGUGCAACAGCGCGGCCGAGGGCGGCGUCGGCCUCGACGCCUGUCUGUGUAUCCACGCCGAGGAGAACGCGCUGCUGGAGGCGGGGAGGGAGAGGAUCGGCCAUGGGGCGGUGCUGUAUUGCGAUACGUGCCCGUGCUUGACGUGCAGUAUCAAGAUUGUCCAGGUGGGGGUUGUGGAGGUGGUGUACAGUAAGGGGUACAGUAUGGAUAAGCAGACGGCGGCCGUGCUGGAGGAGGGGGGUGUGGUGCUGAGACAGUAUUCGCCGGUGAGUGGUUCUGUGGACCUGUAG